This is a messenger RNA of Nematostella vectensis (starlet sea anemone), 2385 nucleotides long. RefSeq names its product EGF-like repeat and discoidin I-like domain-containing protein 3. Bases 6 to 920 code for a protein of 304 amino acids. The transcript has 4 exons. NCBI's taxonomy places the organism in Eukaryota, Metazoa, Cnidaria, Anthozoa, Actiniaria, Edwardsiidae. The record is from RefSeq and is a predicted model, not a curated record.
UCGAAAUGAUGGUUCACAUCUUUCUUCUAUCUUUUAUUUUUAUUUCACCAGUAUACUGUACCAAAAACAUCCAGAGAGACCCCAACCCUAACACUUGGUCUUACGGGAAUUUCAACGAGAAACUCGAAGCCUAUCUCAAUCAAAGUAUCAUUGUGAGAAUUUCUGUGGAAGAUAUACCGUCUUGUUUGAUCGAAUGCUUAGAGAAUUCAAAAUGCCUCUCAACCAACAUGGCGGCGCAAGCAAACUCCGAAUCCAAGUAUUGGUGUGAGUUGCUUUCCACUGAUAAAUACAACGCAUCCGAAAAUUUUCAUUCCGGAAACAGGACUUCGAACCACUACAGUAUCAAGAGCAAAUGCAAUGAAAGUCCGUGCAAAAAUGGAAGAUGUAAUGCUGGUUACCAUGACGACUCGUUCAGUUGCGCUUGUCAUACAGGAUUCGCAGGAAAAACUUGCGAAGAACCUGCUCUGGGAGUGGAAGAUAGGAACAGAAUACGUGACGAACAAAUGGCUGCCUCAACACAUGCUCCUUACGCGGAUGCCCAUCAGGCCAGACUGAACAAUGUCCAUGUUAACGGUCACCAUUACAGCAGCUGGAUCGCUCAAACUCAUGACACCAACCAAUGGCUGAAGAUCGACCUCGUUAACGUUACCAAGGUGGCUUGUGUAGCUACACAAGGGAGCCAGGAAUUCCAGGACUGGGUUACAGGAUACACCAUCGGCUAUAGCAUGGAUGGUACUGCCUGGACAGUAUACCAGGAGGAAGGUGUUGAUAAGAUCUUUAAUGGCAACAAUGACAAUAACACAGUGAAGACAAAUUGCUUGAAAAGGGCUGUCCUCAUGCGAUACAUCAAGAUCAUGGUAGCUUCUUUCCACAAUAAGAUUGCGCUGAGAGUGGAGCUAUAUGGAAAAGUUCAAGACUAAAGUAAAGAUUUAAGAAUUCAGCUCAGCUUUCUUGCCCAAAAUACAAAAUUAAGAAUAAGGCUCCACAUUUAAAUAUUCACUGGUUAAUAUAUUGCAUUUUAGUAUGAAUCCACUCACAUACUAUCACGAAUCUCGCAAUUUGAUUGGCUCCCGUACUCACUAUCUAUUAAGCCAAAGAGAGUGAGUAGCGAAAAAGCCACUUGAAGCGAAGGAGACGAAAAACCUUGAUUCAAAUUCGAGAAAUUUGGUUCACAAUCUUUUUUAGUAAAUGUAUUUUCCAUUGUUAAAUAUUGUACUAGCUUCCACAAGCUAUACUGUUGCACUUGAUUUAGAGCUCUAAAUCAAAUGCCUCCGAGUAGGAACUGAUAAUAAGCAGAGUUUACUGUGUCCCCAGUGGUUCUUUUAAGUCUCUUAGAUUCAGGUUAGCGAAGUGCUGCUUAAAGAGAUGGAAUUCCCAGUUUAAUGUCCUUAUCCGAGAAGACUUGAAACAGAGGAGAAAUAUCUUCUCACUUCAUUUUAGCAAGACAGCUGUCCAGAAAUAUCGGUCACUCAAGGUGCAAGGAGCAAGGUGUUCCAUGUACCACCUUCAACAAAAUAAAACUUUUUUUGCCUUUAUGAUAGCAUUUUUUUUUUGUUCUUUUUGGGGUAAUUAACUUUUCUGAAAAUGCAGAAAAUGGCAUUUAUAGAGCUUGAAAUUUCAAAUUUUCUUGGGGGAGCAUGCCCCCAAACACCCCUAUUGUUGGUGUUUUGGUAGAAACUACUCACUCAAAAACCUGGAUCCACCCCUAAAACAUGUUUUAUUUUGCACUUUAAUUCAGUGGCCUUGGUCAUCAUUUUAUUGUUUUAGUGUGUUAUUUAUCAUCUCUGAAAGAAUCUGUUUAUAGAAGUAUUCUUCGGUGAAAGUUUUACUUGUUAAUGGAAUUGAAGGUUGGUUUAGAAAGGUUAUUUGUAAAGCAUACUUCAAACAUUUCCUGGUGGCCACUGCUUAUAGAGGUUCCAAAUAAGCAUAAGCAUUAGAAGGUUAGUGAGAACCCAAUCCUGACAUGAUGGCCUAAUGCCUGGUUUAUACACUGGUAUAAUAAAAUAAUGUAACCUGUAACCGUGAGCAAGAAAAAAACUUUUCAGCAGAUGUCAGCGAAUGCUCUGAACAGCGAGAGAGAUAAAGUUUUGUUUGUUGUUGUUGUUUUGCAUUCAAACUGUCCGCAUUUUGUUUUGGCAUCUUCGAAUUUACAAUUUAAAUUAUUUUACGUUUGAAAAAAAAAAGAUCGUAAUUGUCAUUAUUUAAAAAAAAUGAAAACUUCUUUAAUCUUUAUUACAUUGGUGAAGGUUAUUCAGACUAGGACCAUGAUGCAGUUUACAAGAAGGUGGGAGCUACUUAUUGAUAUGCAUGAUGCUAUGUUUACAAACCUAAUGCAUGUUUAUGUACUUAUAUACUAGGGGUUAUAAAUAAAGGUGAUUUGGGUGU